UAUGGCGGUAAGAGUGAGUGAUUUACCAUCCCCUUCAGAAUGUGCUAUAAUCCGGGAGGUUUACGAUGGUGAAAAUGCCCAAGAACAUUUUGAAUUUCAACUUGAGCAUGCCUUGGAAGCUGAAUGUGGUAUCAUAGUGAUUGAACCAUCCAAGAUUGGAGAUGAAACAGCAAGAUGGAUUACUGUAGGAAAUUGUCUACAUAAGACAGCAGUUAUUACUGGUGUAACAUGUAUAGUGUGCCCUCUAAUGUUGCCCUGUAGUGUGUCAAACUAUGUUAGUCUACCUCUAGGCAUUAUCAGCAUUGGAUGUGCAAGUCUGUAUGGAGUAUCCUGGCAGUUUGAUCCCUGUUGUAAAUACCAAGUGGAGUAUAACACUAAGAAGCUGUCACGUUUACCUCUGCAUACGCUGACAUCAACUUCACCAGUGGUACUUGUUAGACGUAAUGACAAUUACAGGAAAAGACUUCAUAACACAAUAUCGUUUUUAGCAGCCACAUAUUGUUGUUUCAAACUCUACCGAUGGUGGGCACAGUGAUUGAUACUAAUGUAAUUCACUCAUCAGCACGACAUUUACAAUUAAGUGUCCAACUAUGCUGUUUGUUGAAAUUUUCUCUAUUGCAUGCAUUGCCAGUGUCUACUGCAUGAACAGUGUGAAUGAACUGUAAACUUAUGCAGAAAUAAAAAAAAAUGUGCUUCUUUGAGUAAAGAAACCAGGGAACUUUCUAAAACAUUGUGUUUUCUGAAGUUACUGUGAACUAGAGCCCCUCUAUUACUGUCCUUUUAUGAUAAAUUCAUUUUUCACAAUUUUAGGAUUUAAUGGCUUUCAUGAGGAAAUCAUUUUGCAAAAGUUGGGUCACUCUUCAAGAUAUCAGAGAAAUUUUCACUGUUAAAAUGUUACUAUUUUCUUGUGUGGAUUAAAGUGUUUACAGUAUUACAACAUCAAAAGUUCAAUGUAGAAUAAAAAACUUAAUUCCUUCAGAGCCAACCCCCCCCCCCCCCCCCAUGAAAUUUAAUUGAUAAAUAUUGAUCAUGGCGUCAGACUACAUUCACCAUUAAAUACAAAUUGAUAAUCGGACAGUAGUAUGGCAUAGCAGUUGGUUGUCUACUUCCAUGCCCUGAAAUUGACUUCAUUUCACGCACAUAUUUACACUCGGACCAAACCAUUUUCUCGUCUUGGAGGAUGUUUUUUUUUCAUUUUCUAUUAUUUUUGUCAAUGAUUUGAUAGAGAAAAAAACGAACUACAAAUUCUCCAAGAUUUUUUUGACUUCAUUAAAAAAUAUAAUCGUUUUUAUAGGAUGGAAACUUUUUGAGGUCACCCCACCCCCACCCCUAAACUAAAGCAAAUAAGUUUUUUAUCCGACAUCGAACUUUUGACUAGUGGACUUGUGUUGUACUACUACAGGUUGUUCACAAUUUCAAAAUAUGGUGAACCAACUGAUUUCUUUUUAUUACGCCUGAAUAUUGUAUAACUUGUAAUUUUCUAUUUAUUGUUAGCAAAAUUACACUGACAUAUGUAUUCAGUGGAUUUAAAAUGGAUUUUUUAUUCUUAAUCUAUGUUGUUCAACUUCAUCCUUGGGGGUGGUGUUUGGAAGUGACUAUUGUAAGUGACAUUGUUUUCCACAAGUUAGGCCAGAAGCAAAUGAUAUAAAAGGGAUAAUCAAUUUAAUUACUGGAAUACGUUGUAAGUUACAAUUAAAGGCACCUAAGGGUUCUUGAGAUAUUGGUGGAAUGAGAUUUGACACCCAUUAUGCACAGAAGUCAGAAAGGUACUACUGUAUAAUACUUUUUCGCGAUGGGAUGAUUCAGUGAAAAUAGCCAAUAUACCCUUUUUCCUUUAUUUUACAUUCAAAUCAUCAAAAAUCAGUGAAAAUAAACUCCAAACAAAACAUCAUAGUCUUUUUCAGCGAAAAUUAAUCCCAGCUAAAAUAAAUGAUUUACAGUAA
Messenger RNA from Saccoglossus kowalevskii, 1943 nucleotides. Its product is annotated as transmembrane protein 11-A, mitochondrial-like. Gene Ontology annotation, cellular component: mitochondrial inner membrane. Gene Ontology annotation, biological process: inner mitochondrial membrane organization. NCBI's taxonomy places the organism in Eukaryota, Metazoa, Hemichordata, Enteropneusta, Harrimaniidae. The record is from RefSeq and is a predicted model, not a curated record.